AUGUCUGAGGAAAUGGAUGUGUCAAAUGGAAGUCCUCCCAGCCUGGAAGAGUUGGAGCAGACCGAUGGAGCCAAGCCCGUAACCAUUGAUACCACCUACUGUGAUGAUAACAUCGACAUUUUGAAGAUAAUGAUGCCUUAUAUGAGAUGGAAACAAGUUGACCCGCGCCCUCCAGGCUACCCCUGUGACAUCUACUGGCAUUAUGACACCUUCCUCGAUCAAACCGGCAUCACAUCUGGACAGGUCAAUCGGUUUCCCGGUGAACAAGACCAAGGGCCAGGCUGACAGACCAACGUUCAUCGUAAAGCCCUCUGAUGGUCAUCGCGGUAUUGGGGUCUACGUGAUGCAGGACAUGGCACAGUUUACGGACGAGGAGGAUGACCACUAUGUGGCCCAGGAGUAUGUUUCUGACGUCUUCACCAUGAACACUUUCAAGUUCGACCUACGUAUCCACGCCGUCAUUAGGUCCGUCUCUCCCCUCGAGUUCUACAUCUGUGACGAGGGACAGGUCCGUUUGGCCACUAUGCCCUACACAAAACCUACGGCGGAGAAUAUCCGCUUCGCCAAUAUGCACUUGACUAACUUCAUGGUCAACGUUCAAAAUCAGAAUUACGUGCUGUGCGAUGAGGACAAUGUGGGUAGCCAACGUUUGUUCAGCGCUUGGUUGAAACAGCUAGGGAAGGAGGGUUACGACACCAAGCUGCUGUGGCAGAACAUUGAGCUGCUUGUUGCUAAGACACUGAUAGGAAUGACGCCUCAGAUGCUGGUUGACUACCACGCUGCUAUUCCAGAUGACCAGAAAGGACCUACGUGCUUCCAGGAGGAAGCCACAGCCACAUCAGGGAGAUACAACCCAGAAGGUGACAGGACCUUACACCCCAGAAAAUGUGGAGGUGGAAAAAAAUGAGGAAGGCGAAGACAAAAGCAGUCUGAUCCAACUGGUGCCUAAGUUGUACGGCAAGCAACUGCAGCCGUGUAGGACACUGGAGAGAAUUGCUGAGAUCUUCAUCGCCUCCGUGCCGUCGACAGGUUCCGCGUACAUGAGCCGAUCAGCCUUCAAAGACUUUGUGAAGAAAUGUGAGUUUGACAAGAAUAUGAGUAGUUCAGAAGUCGAUGAGCUCUUCUGCACUAUUGAACAAGCUAACCUCCACCUGAAUCCGAAAGGAACGACCGGCCUCAGCUUUUUCGCCUUCGUCUCCGCCUGUACCAAGAUGGCUGCUGAUGAAUAUCCCAGAAUUCCCUUUGCGGUACAGUUGUCCAGCUUUGCAGAGAACUGCGAACGAUUGCUGGGUCUUCCGGGACUCAAAACGGGCACACACUCCAAUGGCUCGUCCAGUCUGGAUCGUUAAGACUUUCGGCAAAAUUGAAUAAAGUUUUCUUAGGUUUCGAUAGCAA
Molecule: messenger RNA, 1395 nt
Organism: Aplysia californica (California sea hare)
Lineage: Eukaryota; Metazoa; Mollusca; Gastropoda; Aplysiida; Aplysiidae
Product: tubulin polyglutamylase TTLL11
Biological process (GO): protein polyglutamylation; microtubule cytoskeleton organization
Cellular component (GO): cilium
Molecular function (GO): tubulin-glutamic acid ligase activity; tubulin binding
Source: RefSeq, a predicted model, not a curated record